Magnolia sinica is the source of this 949-nucleotide messenger RNA. RefSeq lists its product as uncharacterized. The record is from RefSeq and is a predicted model, not a curated record. The transcript is spliced from 2 exons. The coding region runs from base 44 to 805 and encodes 253 amino acids. Lineage: Eukaryota; Viridiplantae; Streptophyta; Magnoliopsida; Magnoliales; Magnoliaceae.
AAGAACGAAGAGAACUGAGAAAAAGAGGAAAGAGAGAAUAGAAAUGGAAGACGUGCUGACGGAGCAACCACCUCCUUCGAGAUUCUUUCUAGAAGACCUCAACAACUUCGCUCCUCCUUCCCCUCCUCUCCCUUCCCCUCUCCUUAUCUUCUCCAAAAACCCUAACCCUAAUCCCGAUCUGCGCCCCUCUCUCCUUAUAAUCGCCAUCUCUCCCCCAUCGCUCUCCCUCUUCCACCAUCUCCCCAAAACCCUAAUCGGAACCCUAAUCCUCCCGGAAAUCCCCCUCUCUGGCAACUGCAUCCGCCCUUCCCUCCGCGACCGCUCCUCCCACGUCUUCUCCCUCCAUCGAUCUCCCUCCACGCUUCUUGUAUCCGUACAGUACUCCGUCCCCGCUGACAGGUCUUACGUCGUCGCCAGAUCUCUCCUCACAGAGAUCCGCCCGGAAACCGUUGUCGUCUUCGAUUCGAUCCAGAGUCGGAACUUCCGCGGCAAGCUCCCCAUUGAUGAGACCUUCGCGUUCAAGCUCGAGACGUCCAAGCAGAGGGCAGCAGAUCCGACGGUUAGGGGCUUGGAGUAUUUUCCUUCAGGGAGCGUGAUCGAUGGCCUGGCUGCGGCGGUUCUCGCCCGUUGCCAGAUUGAAAAGAUCAAGGGGACUCUGUGUGUUUCGUGGCCCGAAUCGGGGAAUUCGGCUGUGGUGCUGCUGAGAUGUUUGAUGAAAGACGUGUUACCUGAUUUAGAAUUCGUCUGCGAUUCGGGUUCUGAUCAGAUCAGAGAUGGCCGCAUUGAUUCGGAAUUGUAUACGUGAGAUCUGAAAAUUUUCACCAAUUUGCCCAAGAUCAAGAAUGUUCAUAUUGUGACCCCAUCAUGGACAGGCGACGGUGAACCAGAGCUAAGGUGAUUGAUGAUCAUAUGCCAUCAAAUUAGAGGAUUUUUGCAUGUUCCAUGUGAA